GGUUAUGUAAUGUUCAGUGCAGUGCAGUGCAGUGGCGUGCUCGGAGAAAGAGCAAAAUUCAUCAUUUGAUUCCAUACGUUUGUUUUUGUUCGCAGUCAAAGUAGAGUAGAGAGAGGAGAGAGCUUGCUUGAUUGUUCGUCUUUUUAUAUCGAUAUAGGUAUCUGGGAGUCUCGUUGAAAUUGGUUCAACUUCACGUCCCGUUCAAACAAGGCUAAAAACAAUAAUAAAAACUGAGCGUACAGCGUUAGUGAGUUCUCAUACGGGCUAUGUUCACGAAUCCCAAGGAAGCAAAAAAAAGAUUGGUUCAGUUUUGCGGAUACCCAUGUGCCUGGUGCACGUUUCGAGUAUAGGAGAAGUAGCGUACUGACAAACAGACUUGGCUAUGGCCAACUUCAUCGGAAAUGCCACGGCGGGACUCGAACCGCGGAUACCUGGUUUGCUGGUUGGGUGAGUUUAAGACUAGUGGGAGGAAGAAAUCGCAGGGGAGCAGGAGGAGCUGGUACUGGUACUGGGACUGGUAGUGGUGUUGUCCAUGGCGAACAACGAGUACGAGCAAUCGCAGAGGCAGAUGGAGUCUUACAAGGCGAUGCUGGACGAUGAAUGGUACAUGGCGCCCCCACCGGCUGCUGCCGGUGGUCAGGAGAGCUCUCUCAUGGACGAGCUUGCUUAUUCUUCAUUGGUUGCCGCUUCUGCUGUGCAGCCGCAACCGGAAACCAGCGCUUCCACCGUUUUUAGCCUGGAUCCAAAUCGUCUGCAAUCGUUCAUGUCCUUUGUACCCAGAAGGAAACAGCCGACACCGCAGCAGCAUCAUGUGACCAACGGCUUGGGUGGAAUGCUGGAGACGGGUGCUUGCGGGGGAAGCCAUUUUGACGGCAAUGUGGGAUUUCUGGGGAGCCUUCCGAGCCUUAGCUCUGGGAUGAGUUUUGGAGGUGGAGUUGGGCUGGAGGGAAAUGGUAUGGUGAAUACGAAUGUGAAUGCGAAUGGUGUGUUUUUUAAUCAGGGUCACAUGGGGGGAGCCCCCUGCACCAUGCAGCCGCCCGCCAUGUUUUGUCUUCCGAGUCCGCAGGCUCAGGUUUUGAGCCCAAGGCUGCAAUUUGGAUGUAGUGAUUAUGGCAGCCUUAAUGAAGUAGAGAGUGGGCUUAAUGGGCUUAAUAUACCCAGGUCCAACAGGUCCAAGGUUCCAAUCCCGCUGGAAGUUGGGCUUCCUAUUUCAGCGCCUACGCUGUUUCAGAAGCGAGCUGCCCUGCGACAUUCUUCUUCUUCUCUUGCGGCUCCUCUGUUGCCCUUGCCUAAAUCAAACUCAUCGCCUGCCCCUGCGGAUGAAGAGAGCCCCAGCACUGCCCGCGGAAAGCGUAGGUCACCUGGUGGAGGGGCAGGGGGAGAUGAUGAUCCCCAGACCCACCAGUUCCAGCACAUUGGAGGAGUAGGGGAAGAUAAUAUGGAUGAGAGUGGUGGUGGGUCAGGGCUGCUUUACGAGACAGACGAUGCCAAGGCGGAUCAGGGCACGGGCAGAGCGCAGGACGGGCCUGGGCCAGGCCUAGAUAAAGGCAAGAAAAAGGGUCUUCCUGCCAAGAAUCUCAUGGCAGAAAGGAGGCGUAGAAAGAAACUCAACGACCGACUUUACAUGCUUCGUUCCGUAGUUCCCAAGAUUUCAAAGAUGGAUAGGGCUUCGAUUCUGGGCGAUGCGAUUGAGUAUUUAAAGGAGCUGUUGCAGCGGAUCAAUGAUCUUCAUACAGAGUUGGAAGGGAGUGGGAGUGCAGAGAGAGGGGCUCUCUUGCCUUCUAACUCACCUUUCCAGCCUGUAACGCCUUCAACGCCUCCUCUUAUCCCUUGCCGUGUCAAAGAAGAAUGCCCAAUGCCCUUGCCUGCUCACUCUGAUGCAGACACACAGCCUGCAAGGGUGGAGGUGAAGACUAGAGACGGAAGGGCAUUGAAUAUCCACAUGUUUUGUGCAAGGCGGCCGGGGUUGCUCCUGUCCACCAUGAGAGCUCUGGAUGAGCUGGGGCUUGAUGUCCAGCAAGCAGUUAUCAGCUGCUUCAAUGGCUUCGCCCUUGAUGUUUUUCGAGCCGAGCAAUGUAGAGGAGGGGAAGUGGCACCAGAGGAGAUAAAAGCAGUACUUUUACAUACUGCAAGCAGUCAGAUGGCAAUGUAGCAGCAGCAGAAGGGUGAUUGAAGAGUUGUACAGUAGCAAGCACAACUAACUUUUACAGUCUAGGAGCCUCACAAAGCUUAUCUGAUUUACCUCAUCUUUACAACUAACAAACCAUAUUUGCUAGCCCGGAGGGAGGGACGUUUUGUAUAUCGACGAAAAAGGUAGUUCAGUUAUUGUCUAAGAAAAAGGCUUUGCCGCUUCUUCCAAGGCUGUGUUUGUCUUUCUCAAUCAAACAACGUAAUAAACACGAUGAAAGCCUCUCUUUUACUGUGUUGAAAAAUGAAUGUAGGCGCUGGGUAACUUGGUAAAAGUAGGUUUCUGUUUAGUUAGCACACGCUCUGUGAAACUCGGAAAAUAUUUACUACAUUCAAUAGUUGGAAAGCGCAGUAGAUUUCAAUAUUUACAUUUAUGGUUUUAGGCCAAAAAAAAGGGAAAUAACAUGAUUAUUUCAUCUGUAAUUGGCAACAUUUUUCGGAUGUGUAGUAGAGCUAAGAUUGGCAUAUGUUAUUGUUCAAUAACAUACUACUUUCUCCUUUUCUUUCGUUUUAAA
Cryptomeria japonica (Japanese cedar) is the source of this 2702-nucleotide messenger RNA. Its product is annotated as transcription factor SCREAM2. The record is from RefSeq and is a predicted model, not a curated record. Gene Ontology annotation, molecular function: DNA-binding transcription factor activity; protein dimerization activity; sequence-specific DNA binding. The transcript has 5 exons. NCBI's taxonomy places the organism in Eukaryota, Viridiplantae, Streptophyta, Pinopsida, Cupressales, Cupressaceae. The coding region runs from base 533 to 2152 and encodes 539 amino acids. Gene Ontology annotation, biological process: regulation of DNA-templated transcription. Gene Ontology annotation, cellular component: nucleus.